Molecule: messenger RNA, 1024 nt
Organism: Trichosurus vulpecula (common brushtail)
Lineage: Eukaryota; Metazoa; Chordata; Mammalia; Diprotodontia; Phalangeridae
Product: breast cancer metastasis-suppressor 1 homolog
Exons: 1
Coding region: 8-844 (278 amino acids)
Biological process (GO): negative regulation of transcription by RNA polymerase II
Cellular component (GO): Sin3-type complex
Molecular function (GO): histone deacetylase binding
Source: RefSeq, a predicted model, not a curated record
AGGGACCAUGCCAAGCCAGCCCCUGGGCAAAGAAGCCAGGGCCAUGGAGGGGGACGGGGACAGGGAUGGGGACUCUGCCCCAGAGAUGAACGGGCUGGAGGAGGAGGGCAGUGAGGACGGGCAGAGUGCCAGCCAGGCGGAGUCCGACGGCGAGAGCUCAGAAGUGGAAGAUGAGGACUGUGAGCGUCGCCGGGUCGAGUGCCUCGAUGAGAUGUCUGACCUGGAGAAGCAGUUCUCGGAACUCAAGGAGAAGCUGUUCAAGGAACGGUUGAGCCAGGUGCGUUUCCGGCUCGAGGAGGUGGGGGCCGAGCGUGCCCCUGAGUACACCGAGCCCCUUGGGGGGCUGCAGCGGAGUCUCAAGACUCGAAUUCAGGUGGCAGGCAUCUACAAGAGUUUCUGUCUAGAUGUGAUCAGGAACAAGUAUGAGUGUGAACUUCAGGCAGCCCGGCAGCACCUGGAGAGCGAGUGGCUGCUGCUGUAUAAUGCCCUCCAGGGGGAGCUCCAAGAGCGGAUUCAGCGGCUGGAGGAGGACCGCCAGAGCAUGGACAUCAACUCUGAAUGGGGGGAUGACAAGGUGCACCCGAAGGGGAGCUCGAGAUCUUGGGAGGCCCUGCAGUCGGGCAAGCGGAAGAAGGCACCACUGGUCUCUGGUCCUUAUAUUGUCUACAUGCUGGAGGAUAUGGACAUUCUGGAGGACUGGACGGCCAUUAAGAAGGCUAAGGUGGCUGUGUCCCCACAGAAGAGGAAACCUGAGGCCUCUGAAGGUCAGACAAGCUGCAGCCAUGGCCUGACUGGACACCUGGGGCUCCUAGACCGGCUCCUGGGCCCACCAGCCACCAGAUGACCCCAUGGCCUGGCCUCCACCAGCCUUUCCUCCACCGUCUGGCCUCUUGACAGCUGGGUUGCCACCAGGCUCCAGAUGCAGGGCUGACACCAGUCCCCAAACAUAGGGGACUAUUGGGUCCCCUGUCACUUUCUCCCAGAGCCAGUAGACUCUUAGAAUGGCCCAGUGACAGCCAGCCUU